AUGUCUGUGCUCACUGCAGUUCUCAACCUGCUGGUCAUCAUCUCCAUCUCUCACUUCAGGCAGCUCCACACGCCCACCAACCUCCUCCUUCUUUCUCUGGCUGUCUCUGAUUUCCUAGUUGGACUUAUCGUGAUGCCGUUUCAAAUCCUUUUAACAGAACCCUGCUGGUUCCUGGGUUACCUGAUGUGUCCUCUGCUUUAUUUGGUUGCUUGUUUUACUGUCUCUGCCUCAGUGAUUAACAUGGUGCUGAUCUCAGUUGAUCGUUAUGUCGCCAUCUGUCAUCCUCUGAUUUAUCCCAUCAAUGUUACAGAAAGAAGAAUUAGAAUCUCAGUUAUUUUGUCUUGGAUUUACUCUGGUCUCUACAGCCUUCUGAUUCUGACUGAUAAUCUGAAACAACCAGGGAGGUUCAACUCCUGUUAUGGAGAAUGUGUGAUUCGUGUAAAUGGAGCUGUUGAUCUAGUGAUAAGUUUCAUCAUCCCCAUCUCAGCCAUCAUCAUCCUGUAUAUGAGGGUUUUUGUGGUGGCUGUGUCUCAGGCUCGUUCCCUUCACUCCCACACUAAAGCUGUAAAGCUGAGGCGUUCAGGAAAUGCGACUGUUCAGAGGUCAGAGCUGAAAGCAGCCAGGACUCUAGGUGUCAUCGUAGCUGUGUUUCUGAUGUGUUACUGUCCAUAUUAUUGUGUGUCUCUUUCUGGCACUGAUAUAAUGGUCGGUUCACCAUCUCAGGUCCUCUUGAUUUUCUUCAUUUAUAGUAAUUCCUGUCUUAAUCCUGUGAUUUAUGCUUUUUUGUAUCCCUGGUUUAGAAAAUCAGUCAAACUCAUUGUUACUCUUCAGAUUUUAAGGCCUAACUCUUAUGCAGGUAAUGUUAUUUAGUCCAUAGGAGCAGUGAUGUUUUCUUAUUGUUGUUUUCACAUGCCCUAAUUUUUAUGAGCUCCACAGUCACAAAACACUUUCCUUAUUGUGUAUAUUUGUAUUUUUAUACUAAUAAACUACA
Molecule: messenger RNA, 991 nt
Organism: Betta splendens (Siamese fighting fish)
Lineage: Eukaryota; Metazoa; Chordata; Actinopteri; Anabantiformes; Osphronemidae
Product: trace amine-associated receptor 7a-like
Exons: 2
Coding region: 1-870 (289 amino acids)
Biological process (GO): G protein-coupled receptor signaling pathway
Cellular component (GO): membrane
Molecular function (GO): trace-amine receptor activity
Source: RefSeq, a predicted model, not a curated record